GGCGGAACGGGAGUGAAUGCACAUGCGUACAAGCAGAGAGAGAGAGAGAGGGAUUGCUCCUCGUCUCGUCUGUGCUCCUCCAGCUGCUGCCAUGGCAAGAACUCCACUACUGGGUCUCGCCAUCGCCGCGGCGCUCGUCUUCGCCGUCGCCAUGCCGGCCGUCGCCGAUGCGCAGGCCCCCGCCCCGGCGCCCACCAGCGACGGGACGUCGAUUGACCAGGGCAUUGCGUACCUGCUGAUGAUCGUGGCGCUGGUGCUCACCUACCUCAUCCAUCCUCUGGACGCCUCCUCCCCAUACAGGCUCUUCUGAGCAGAUUUCUCCGUUUUUUUUUGGUAGAAUUAGUAGUGGAUUACCUGAGGAAGGAACUGGUGGUGGUGUGUGUGAGAUUCGGUCCCUAUUCAUCAUUCGUUAUGAAUUCUAUUGGGUUUCGCAUGUGUAUAUUAUUACUGCUAUAUAUCUCCAUGUACAUGAUGUGCUUUGAUGUUUUUUAUUG
Messenger RNA from Sorghum bicolor (sorghum), 494 nucleotides. RefSeq names its product arabinogalactan peptide 16. The record is from RefSeq and is a predicted model, not a curated record. NCBI's taxonomy places the organism in Eukaryota, Viridiplantae, Streptophyta, Magnoliopsida, Poales, Poaceae. The transcript has 2 exons. The coding region runs from base 17 to 310 and encodes 97 amino acids.